AUGUAUCUAACAUAUAUCUGUAUUAUUAUUGUUCUUGUAUCAACUUCAACAAAUCACGCUUUGCCAAUUUCAUCUUCAUUUCAUUUUGAUGAUAAUCCAUCAUCGACUAAGAAUGAUUUGUUUAUGAAACGAAAAGAAGUACAUGAUCCAUAUGGUUUCAAUACAAUACUGAGUCGAUUCAUUAAACGUAUUAAGUUUGAUGAUAUUGAUAAAGAAGAAUCAAAUGAUUCAUUGGAUUUUAAAAGACAUAAAUAUGACUUUAUUUAA
Messenger RNA from Rotaria sordida, 267 nucleotides. The record is from the annotation of a GenBank genome assembly. Lineage: Eukaryota; Metazoa; Rotifera; Eurotatoria; Philodinida; Philodinidae.